This is a messenger RNA of Bradysia coprophila, 952 nucleotides long. RefSeq names its product mitochondrial ribosomal protein L47 (gene mRpL47). Gene Ontology annotation, molecular function: structural constituent of ribosome. Gene Ontology annotation, cellular component: mitochondrial large ribosomal subunit; mitochondrial ribosome. The record is from RefSeq and is a predicted model, not a curated record. Gene Ontology annotation, biological process: mitochondrial translation. NCBI's taxonomy places the organism in Eukaryota, Metazoa, Arthropoda, Insecta, Diptera, Sciaridae.
AGCUUACGGCAAAAAAAAAGAGAAUUUUUCCCGUCUCUCGUUCUGACGGCACCAUUAUUUACCUAAUUUUAUCAGCCGAAAAAUGGCUUCAAUUAACAGAAUAUUCAACAUUUCGAAAGGAAUUGGAGCGAUUUGUGGAAAAAUGUUGAACUUACAGCUGAGGCCUCAUGUAGUAAACAAGCCGCUACUCAAUAAAUUGUCUGUGGUACCAUUGCUUCAAUCGUCCCAAGCCAUACACACAACAAUACAACGGUUGGAUGUCAUGGAAUUUUUCGACGACCCAAAGAACUGGGGCCAAGACGAAGUCAAACACGGAAGAGCCUGGUCCAUCGACGAAUUGAGAAUCAAAUCGAAUGUCGACUUGCACAAGUUAUGGUUUGUUCUGCUCAAAGAACGGAACAUGCUGUUGACCAUGGAACUGGAAUGCAACGACAAAAUGGAACUGUUUCCCAGUCCGGAACGUAUUGACAAAGUGAACAUUUCGAUGGAGAAUCUGGAGAAUGUGGUGCGGGAACGGAAUCGAGCUUAUCAUUUGCUGGAAACGGGUGAAGAUGGCGAACGUCCUCAAUCAAUGGUCUGGAAUCAGUUGGGUAUGCGACAGCUCUAUCGUCAAACAGAACAUCUCAUCCCAAAAUUGUACAACAAGAAAUGGCGAGAGGCACAUGUGUUUCGUUUCGGAGGACAUGCAGUGUCUAAAUUCCGUAGGCUCUACAAAGAGAAGUAUGUCUACGAGAAGCAGAUAACGGCGAGGAGACGUGAAGUCCAACAUGUGAAACGGCUACUGCGCCGGUAUCCAAACAUCAGCAAGGAGCUUAUAGCCAAAAGGCAUCCGAAUAUUGACUUGGGAAAGAUACUGCACAGUCACGACGGAAUUGGUCACUAUGCACCGAAUCAGUAAUUUGGAGAUGCAAAGACGUUUUGUAAUUGAAGUUAAACAAAUUUAAGAAUCGAA